This is a messenger RNA of Sebastes umbrosus (honeycomb rockfish), 7924 nucleotides long. RefSeq names its product Fras1 related extracellular matrix 1a (gene frem1a). The transcript has 38 exons. The coding region runs from base 264 to 6818 and encodes 2184 amino acids. Gene Ontology annotation, cellular component: membrane. Gene Ontology annotation, biological process: cell communication. The record is from RefSeq and is a predicted model, not a curated record. Lineage: Eukaryota; Metazoa; Chordata; Actinopteri; Perciformes; Sebastidae.
GUGGAGUUUGUUACUGAGGAGUGAGCAAGAUUCUGUCAAUGAGGGAGUUGCAGUUGAAAGCAGAGGAGAGCAGACAGGUAGGGAAGAAGAAGAAGAGGUGCCAGAUGUUAGCAGAUCAGCUCCUGACCGAUCAUGUGAAGCGGUAAAAAGCAGAUCAGACUUGCCACAAUAACAUCAUAAAACCAGAGGAAAAUGAAGCUUCUUCUGAAGAGAGAGACCAGUCCUUGAAGACCCUACAGGACACCGGCUUGUGACUGACAGUGAUGGGUUCACGGGGUCAAACACUGGCCUGGACCUUGCUUCCAGUGCUUCUGCUGGGAAUGACCUGCUCGUCACACGGCUCCCUUGUGAAAGUCAAUAAGGGUUUAAAGGUGAAACGGGGUCAGUCGGCCUACCUCCAGGACGGUGACCUGCAGUUCCAUAUUCCCCGUCAGAAGGAUGCAUGCAAGCUGGAGGUGGUGUUAAAUGAGCCCAUAACUCAACGAGUGGGAAAAGUCAUGCCUCAGGUAUUCGAUUGCCACUAUCUGGCUGACGAGGUCAAGUACGUCCAUAACGGCUGUCCAUUGUUAAAGGAGGACACUGUCAUGCUUCGGCUUUACAGGUUCACAGAGACAGAGACACACAUGGAGGUGUUUUCUCUCCAUGUGGACAUUUUAGACCCUGACUGCAGCAUCAUAAAGCUGGGGCCCAAAUCCCUGGAGGUUCCUGAAUUCUACGGCCUCUCCGAUGCCGUGGAUGGCAAUGUGGUGUCCUUCCACUAUGAGCGGAGGUCUAGCCUUGAGUGCAGCAUCCAUUUGAGUAGCCAUGACACCCACCUGCCAGCCCACGGCCAACUGGUCACCGGAGACCCAGAGAAAGCCACAACAAGAGGGGACGAGCCAGAGAGCUUCAUCCACCUACGCCAGCAGCUAGAUAAUAAAGCCAGAGCAAUGUGUAAAUCUGAAGACUGCCUAAAGGGUCUGAAGCUGGUGAAGUUCACCAAAAUUCCCUGUGAUGACUUCCUGAUGAUGGGGCUGAGGUAUCAGCACAUAGACCCUCCGUCUCCAGACGUAGACUACAUCGCCAUCAGACUGGAUCUCAAGGACACCAGGAGUGGCAGCAUAUAUCAGUCCGAACAGGCCUGGAUUCCAGUGCAGAUACUCGGUGCAAUGCCCAACCAGCCUCCCAAACCGUCCUUCAUGUCCAUGUUUAUCCUGGAAGUGGACCAGUUCAUCCUCACUCCGCUCUCCACUGCGACACUAGACACCGAGGAUGAGGAAACUCCCAAACAGCUUUUGGUCUUCAACAUCACCAAACCGCCCGUGGACGGCUUCAUCACCCAUAUGUCAGAUCAUACUCGCCCAAUCUCCUCCUUUACAUGGCUCGAUCUCAAUGACAUGCUCAUUGGGUAUCAACCUCCAAACUCCUCACACACCCAACGCAGGAAUUACAAGGUGGAAUUUGAGGUUCAUGAUUUUUUCUUUGAGAAGAGCCCAUCAAUGACUGUUCACGUGUCUGUAAGGAAUGCAGACACGAAUGCACCCAGAGUGUCAUGGAACAUGGGCCUCAGUCUCUUAGAGGGUCAGUCUCGGCCAAUAAUGUGGGAGCAGCUCCAGAUUGUGGACAACGACAACCUGAAUGCUGUUCGUAUCAUCACUGUGGACGGCCUGCAGCAUGGACGGCUCACUGUCAGAGGAGGAAAGGGCUUCAUGUUCACCGUCAAAGACAUCAAAGCAGGCGUGGUUCGCUAUCACCACGACGACAGCGACUCCACCAAAGACUUCGUCAUCUUCCGCAUCACCGACGGCCACCAUCAGACCCGACACAAGUUCCCCAUCAAGAUCCUGCCGAAGGACGACAGCCCUCCGUUCCUCAUCACCAACAUGCUGCUGGAGGUGUCUGAGGGCCAGACGGCGUUACUGAGAGGCUCCACCCUCCAGGCCUCAGACAUGGACUCCAGCGAUGACUACGUCCUCUUUAACAUCACCCGCCCACCACAGGCAGGAGAGGUCAUGAAAAUGCCAACAUCAGGGCUCACAGGUUAUCCCGUCAGCCACUUCCUGCAGAAAGACCUGUCUCAGUCCAUGGUUUACUAUCGACACCUGGGAAACGAGGUGUUUUAUGACUCCUUUGAGGUGGUGCUGUCAGAUUUCCAUGACCCCCCCAACCUGUCAGAGCCUCAAGUGGUGAUGGUGCACAUAGAGCCGGUUCCAGACCAGCCACCUAAAGAAGUUCCCGGUUCCAGCCGCUGUCUUGUGAUCAAAGAAACAGAAGUGGUCCAUAUAACACGGCAACAGCUUCACUUUGUAGACCAGGAGUCCCCCGACAGUGAGCUCACAUACACGGUCACCACCCCACCCUUCUACUCUGGUCCUCGCGGCGGUCCAGAUGCUGGGAGGUUGUUCUUAGUCGACAGCAUACCCAAAUUCACCAAAGACUCCAACGCACCAGUGCUGAGGCUCUUCACACAGCAUGCAGUGAACUUCAUGAAAGUAGCCUACAUGCCUCCAGUCCUGGACAUCGGCCCUUACCCCCAGUAUAUCCAGUUUGUUCUCUCUGUAACCAACCACCUGGGUAAAACAGUCACUGGGAUCUGCUUUAACAUCACUGUGGUGCCAGUGGACAACCAGCCCCCACAGGUUAUUACCAACCCUCUGACUGUAGAUGAGGGAGGGGAGUGCUGGCUCGGUCCUGAACAUUUGCUGCUGUCAGACGUGGACUCCAUGGAAGAAGCCCUGCAGGUGGCGCUUCAGAGGGAGCCACAGCACGGAGCUCUGCAGCUCGGCGGCCUCCCACUAAAACCAGGACACGCUCUCACCGUGCAAGACCUGAAAGACCUUAAAGUUCGGUAUAAUCACGACAGCUCAGAGACCGUAGAGGACUUCAUCGAAUUCACUGCGACAGAUGGCAUCAAUUCAGUCAGUUUCAUGCUGCAAGUGAAGGUGAUGCCCAUCAAUGAUGAGGUCCCAGUGUUGGUUGCUGGUUUGAAACCAGUUCUCAGCUGUGCAGAGGGACAGGAAAUAGUCAUCACAGCUGAGUACAUCUACGCUACUGAUGCAGACAGCGACAACAGCAGCCUGGCCUUCCUGAUCGCCCGCCAGCCCUAUCAUGGUGUGGUUCUCCGAAACUCCGUAGUGAUUGAUCGCUUCAUCCAGGCAGACAUCACUGCAGGGAUCAUCACCUACAAACACACAGGACUGGAGAUUGGACUCACUCCUCGCCAUGACACCAUCACCUUCGUUAUUUCUGAUGGCGAAACAGAAAACUCUGCUUUAUGCUGCGGUGGAGAAAUUCCCAGCAGGACCAGAGGCGUGACUCAGCUACGACACAGUCUGCCUGUGUAUGACCUCCAGGUCACAGUGUUUCCAGUCGACAGCCAACCUCCUUCUCUCACAACAGGAGACAUCUUUAUGGUGGACGAAGGCGGGUCUGCCCCGAUAACUGCAUCCCAUUUGAAGGCUUCUGAUGUGGACACAGCUGUGGACAAACUGGUGGUCAGUCUGAUUUCUCCGCCUCAGUUUGGCUACAUUGAAAAUGUCCUGCCCAGUCCUGGCUUUGAGAAAAGCAACACAGGCAUAAGCAUAGCUUCCUUUUCAUACAAAGACAUCAUUGAUGGUCAUGUGAACUACGUACAGUCCAGACACCAGAGGAUGGAGCCCACAGCCGACCAGUUCAUGCUCUGUGUAUCAGACGGCAAACACAGCUCUGCCCACGUCCCCUUCUACAUUAUCAUAAACCCCACAAAUGAUGAGAUCCCACAGUUUGUGGCUCGGAACAUCACAGUACGAGAAGGAGAAAUGAAGCAGCUGGACUCAUCAGUUUUACAUGCGAUGGACCUGGACAUCCCCAAGAAUGGCUUGCUCUUCAGCGUGGUCAGAGCCCCGCAGCACGGCAGCAUCAUCACCCACAGCAGUGAAGAGACAGACUACAAGAGACGAGAGGCCAGUCCUCAACACUCUGUGGUCGACUUUACAAUGACAGAUCUGUCAAAUGGUAUGGAUCUGAUGUACAUGCACGAUGACUCCGAGAAUACGGAGGACAGUUUUACCAUCCAGUUGACCGAUGGCAGGCACCAACUCCAAAGACAAGUGAUGGUUAAAGUGCUGCCAGUCAAUGACGAGGAGCCUCGUGUCAUCAGGAACAACGGACUGGAGGUGGAGCCGGGGGAAGCCAGGCUUAUUUCCAGUGUUACGCUGUUUGCACAGGACAGUGAUACUCCUUCUUCAGAGGUCAUGUACAUAUUUGAGAGUGUUCCUACCCAAGGACUGCUUCAGCUGAAGGAAGGUCAGGACUGGCUGACGCUGACAGCAGGGAGAAACUGCUCCCAGGAGACGGUGGACAUGAACCUUCUGCGCUACGUGCACACAGGCCUGCACGCUGCUAAAAUACAGGACUUCUUUGUCUUCCACUUGUUGGAUGGAAAGAAUCGAUCGCCCCCGCAGCACUUCCACAUCUCCGUCAAAGAUCUAGAAAAAGGAAGUAUUGCCAUGUUUGUGAAGCCGCUGAACGUCAGCCGUGGAGAUCGUGUGGUUCUCACCACAGAUGUGCUAUUAGCCACAGACGGCACAGAAAAGCCAGAGGAGCUUCUGUACAUCAUCACCAUCCCUCCUGCUCACGGACACAUAGAGUACAUCAAACAUCCCGGACUGGCCAUCUCCACCUUCAGCCAGAUGGACGUAGCAGCCAACCUCGUGGCUUACGUGCACGACAACCGAGCCACCACACCGGCAGAAACCUUUCAGUUUGUGGUGAGUAACGGUAAAACCAGCCGUAAUGGAAGCUUUGAGAUCACAGUGGAGAUGGUGGAUCGCAUCCUGCCGUCUCUGACCUCCAACAGAGGCCUCUCAGUUCCACAAGGCUCCUCCAUGAUCCUGAGUCCAGACCGCCUGGUCCUGUCUGACCCCGACACGCCACCCAACGCCCUGACCUUUGCCCUGCUCCAGCCUCCACAGUACGGCAGGCUGCUUUUAGCCGGUACCACUCUAACUGCUGGCUCCAACUUCACCCAGAGAGACAUACAGGAGCUGGAGGUCACAUAUAAACACGACGGGGGGCCGUCGCAGAUCGACAGAUUCGCCUUCACUGCUUCCGACAGCACCAACCGGGGUUUCCUGCUGGAUGGGCAGUUACAUACGGAACCUGUGUUCUUCACUAUUCAGAUCAAGCCUCUGGAUAAGUCGUGUCCUGAGGUUGUGAAGCUACUUCCUCUCUGGAAAGCUGAGCUUCUAGUCGACGGACGACACGGGAUCUUCGUGUCAUCUCGUGAGCUGAAGGCCCAGGACAGCGACAGCAGAGAAGAAGAGCUGAUGUUCUGCAUCGUUCGACCACCUUACUUUGGUUACCUAGAAAACAUCACCACAGGUGGUUUUGUUCCACAGCGCUUCUCUCAGAUGGAGCUGAACAAGAGGACGAUCGCCUACAUCAUCAACGCAGACAGGGAGUCCCUGUCAGACAGCCUGGAGUUCACAGUGUCGGAUCCUUUAGGGAACACUGGGCCGCCUCACAUACUUGAAUUCAGCUGGUCCACCGUGGAGCUGUCUCAGCCGGAGUACUCUGUGUGUGAGGAGCAGGGGACUGUCUCGCUGGACAUCAUCCGGAAAGGAAACCUGGCAGAGUCUUCUUAUAUCACUGUCAAGGUGAAGGAGGUGACUGCAACAGCUGGAAAAGACUUCCUCAUCAGCCCUUCUUCCCUCAUUCAGUUUGAUCCAGGAGUGUCAAAGAGGAGCUGGCACACUGACAUCAUACAGGAUGACCUUGAGGAGGCUGAGGAGGUGUUUGAAGUGCUGCUGGUCUCUCCUGAAGGCUCAGUGAUCGGCAGCAUCAACAAGGCUCAAGUCACCAUCAAGGACUCAGGACGAGGACAGCAAAGUCUGACCCAGGAUCGGGAGGCUCCUGUUCUCGGAGGAAAAGAGAUCCGUUCUGACACGUACCCCCAGCAUGGAUCCAUCCAACUAGAGAAACUGCCCCUCGGCACAGAAUCAGUCAUCUGGACCCGUGGAGACAGCAUCUCCAGGCCUGCAGCAGAUGUCCCAAAAAAGAAACUCAAAGUGACGGGCAACCCAAAGUCUAUUGCUCCUUCGUCAGUUUUUCACAACGGUACAGACAUUGUUUACACGUAUCACGGCAUCAUGCAAAUGCAAGUAGAGGACGACACCUCUCCAUCGAGGAAGGGCAGAAAGGCUAACAUCCGUGUGGUUAACAGGGGAGCACAGCAGCAGGGGUCAGCUGCGUUUACUAAGUCAAAGUCAGAUCAUCAGAGAAAGAUCUCAAAACCCCAAAAAACAGCUCCGGCUAAAGGACAUGCUCCAGCUGAUACCUCCAUACCCAAGCCCUGUGUGCCAGAACUGAUGGGACUCCUGCAUUUCAACCAAACCACCAAUCAGCUCUUUCACUGCAACGGUGUCUCCUGGAAACCCUGGGCACCAACUGAUCAGCUGGUGAGCGCUCAGAUGUGUCCUCAAGGCUGGACCUUCCAUGGUGGCCACUGUUACACCCUCAGCACUGAGCACAAGGUCACAUGGAGCGCAGCUAACAGGGCCUGCAGGGAGAGAUAUAAAGGUACACUAGCAAGUGUUAUCUCUAAAGUUGACAUGGACUGGCUAUGGGACUUCAGUGGAAGAAAACCAUUUUGGAUAGGUCUGAAUGACAGGGAUGGUCGUGGACGCUGGGAGUGGGCAGGCGGUGAGCCGGUCAGCUACACUAACUGGAGAAAGACUCCUCCUCGCUCCAAAAAGAAGGGAAGCAAAAAGUGCGUCCUGGUGUGGAAAAGGGCAAAGUGGCAAAUCAGGGACUGCAAGAAGAGUAGAGGUCAUCGCUUUGUGUGUUCAAUAAGAACUUGAAUUGAACAGCGUUUACAGCAUCACAGCCAUGAGCCACUGUGUUGUUCGAGAAGGAGGAAAGGACUGCUCCUCGGGACAUUUAAACUGCAAUACACCAGACAACUUUCCAAUACGGAUCAAAGGGAACUUUGCUGGAACUGUUCAUAUCAUUUAUUAUGAGUGACAAUUAUUGUGUCUAAAAAGUUAACUUGCUACACUAAGUGACGUUGUUUACACUGCAUUUAUUCUAAUUAUUAACCACUGAAAGUGUUGUUAUAAGCUUAUACGGAAGCCCUGAGAGGCAAGUGACGAAAAAAAAGAUAAUUGUUCUGAGUUACUUUUUUUUCAUCUGUUUUUUUUUUCCAUCUGCUAUCCGGUAGAAAACGGAUAACCAGAAUUUUUUUUCUCACUUGCCUCUCGGGGCUUCUGUAGUUGUAUAUGUAAAGCUCACAAGAGAUUUUUUUAAAUGUACAGUAUUUAGUCUAUUUUCCUUAUUUCAGACAGAACCAAGGUUGGAUUACCAACAGGGCGCUUCGACCGUCAGCCCCAGAUUCACUGUGUCUCAGUGGUUUAUGAUAAUUUAGUAAAUCUGUUUGUUGAUAUUGUUAAUAAUUUCCUACAGGCCCUGCAACAUUACCUAAGGCACCCUGUGUCCAAAUCUAGUGUUAAGGCUUUUAUUAUUUAGAUUUAUAUUGUGUUUGCAUUGUCCAUAUCCCUAAAUUAAUUUGUGUUUAUUCAGAUUACCACAACCUAAUUGACACACAGCAGAGGAGUACUGCUUGGUUUCCGUGGCUACAGGUUGAAUAUAAUGAAAAUGUCAUGUGUAUUCUGCUGUUCUUGAUGGGAAUGUGGGGGUAAAAGGGAGGGAGCAUACACAAUGCUCAGACAGUGGUGGAGUUGUGGGGGGACUAACAGUACAUUUUUGCCGGAGGAACCCAUAAAAUAUAAUCCGGCCAUGGACAGAACAUCUGCUUCCACUUUGUUUAAUUCUUCAUUCACAAGUCUUUGGUUCAACAUAAGGAUAACGCUUCAUUCCUUCAAAAAUGUCUUCAAACCUCAUGAUUUCUAUUCAUAGACAUGUUUAUUUGGCACUGUAAACAGAAAAAAUAAAUACAUUUCAAGUUGAA